Molecule: messenger RNA, 6864 nt
Organism: Daphnia magna
Lineage: Eukaryota; Metazoa; Arthropoda; Branchiopoda; Diplostraca; Daphniidae
Exons: 15
Coding region: 1520-6424 (1634 amino acids)
Biological process (GO): double-strand break repair via homologous recombination
Cellular component (GO): cytoplasm; chromosome
Molecular function (GO): four-way junction helicase activity; ATP binding; nucleic acid binding
Source: RefSeq, a predicted model, not a curated record
UGUGGUUUACAUUGUAACAUAGAAUGGGUUGGAAAGAGAUUUCUACAACUAACCUACGUUUCCGGUUGUUUACAUUCGCUUAAAGCCGAGCAUUUCCAGGAACCCACAAGCCGUCCAUAACAUUGAGAUUAGCCGUUAAAAAAAAAGAAAAAAAAAACAGCUGUGUCGGACUGCAUUGGUUAAAAGAGAACGUCAUGGCCAAAAGUCGGCCAUAGGGCAGACAACCGGGCUGCUGGACGAUUGCAACUGCAAGAACCAAAUUGCAUUCAAACUUCUUGGUUGGCGUGGACGUCACGCACCUUUUAAGGGACGUUCAUUGCGUGUAUCUUCUACGACGUGUGUUGGCUAAUACGAGACGGAAAUUGGAAAAAACGAGAGGAUAAAGUUAUGUGCCUUUACACUUUUUUCGUUCACAGUGUUGCGAUUUAAACUUCUCCCAGCAUUGAAUGCUUAUUUUGUGUGUGUGUGUGUGUGUGUGUGUGUGUGUGUGUGUGUUCGAGAUAAAUCAUCUCGGGCUGUGCUAACAAUUUGUGCGGCAGGUCCAACUUUAGAAACAAGAUCGUGAAUUUCAUGUUGUUUCGGCUAUUGAAUUACUUGAGUAGUCUUGAUACUCAAACCAAAAAGAAAUAACAUUUGGCGCCCUUCAAAGUGUCACGUAUCUCCUCAAGUUUUAGAGGACGCAGCUCGUUUUACGACAUAGUCAGCUGUUUCCCUUUGGAUUGCACUCUGCUCGGCUUUCAGUUUUAUAGUGGGGCGUGGUUUCGAUGGAAACUAGCGACGGCCACGUCCUCGUUGCGUUUAUAGCCUCCAACGAGCUGGACGAGUUUCUUUGCGUCCUCAAACAGCAUUCCAAUCUCUCGCAUACAUCAAACUAUGGUCCCCUAGAAAAAUGAUAAAAUUAUCCGUUUAUGCCCAUCCUCUUUCCUCUUUUCUGUUGUUGUGUCGUUAAAAUCCCACGCUUUAAAAAACGAAUCACGAUUGCCACUGUUAUUUGCAUCGAUCCUUUAUAAAGUCUUAACAAAGAGUAGACGCCAUACCGACAGAUUAGUCAUUGACGUCAUCCCAUCACGCAGCGUCCCGCGUCUGUUGUUGCAAGCCGGUUGGUUUGUGUGUGUUAUUUGAAUGAUGCUAAAGUGACGUUUUUUUCAAAUUAUAAGUUGCUAAUUGCAAAUGUGAAAAAUACGAAGAAAAAUUGGGCUGACGGACUACUGGCAGGUGACAACAGAGUUGCCAACGAGGACAUCAGAUCGUUGAACAUCACGUGUCUUUCGCCCUUGAAGUGGAAAACUCGACGGCUAGAGGGAUAUCGUCACGUCAUUAUCCAAGAUUAGCAGCAGCAGGGAAUGAAUCUUGAAAUGGAACAGUUUCUGACAUCUUCAAGAUCAUCAAGUGUUUGAACGGUAAUCAGUUUGAAAAACGUCACCGCAUACGGAGUGCCACUAACUAAAAGAAUCGUCAAGCUGUCAGAGGAACCGUAGCUUUUGAUGCCCCUGAAGUUUUCCUCCAGUCUAAAAAAGACAUGAAGAGCGACAUAUAUGCGUAUGCUAUGGUCAUGCAUGAAAUAUUGCAUGGCCAUCUUCAACACCCUUGGGCGUCAGAUUUUAGUGUUGGCAGUUCUGAAUCAAUUUCGUCUCUAAUCAUUGAUGCCGUGAAAAAUGGAAGACGACCAAAAGUUGAAGAACGUGAAGAAACUCUGACCUUGUGCACCUUAUUGCAGAAGGCGUGGCACCAAGAGCCCGACCAAAGGCCAAGCGCAGAAUACAUUCGCAUUGCGAUCGAGAAAUUAGUGACGACUGUGGACGGGGAUGACGCUGUUGGUGAAGAGGGAAAAACUGGUCCGUUUAACACCCCAACGUACUCCCCAUUGAAAUUGGCUGUUACCGAACAAAGAAGGCAUUCCUUGCUUGUCAAUCAGUCUGCGUUACCUAAACGUAGACUAUUUUCAAAUAGCAUGUCAGAGGAUAGUGUUCCACAAAUUUAUAGUCAAGAAAUGGCAAAUGCCGGAAAAACGUUUCACCCAGUUGCUAGUGCAUCAUCGGCUGUUGCAGUAUUGGACAGUAACACUUCGCCCACAACACUUUCAGUAUCGUUUCACCCAGUUGCUAGUGCAUCUUCGACUAUCGCAGUAUCGGACAGUAACACUACGCCCAGAACACUUUCAGCAUCGUAUGACCCAGUUGCUAGUGCAUCUUCGACUAUCGCAGUAUUGGACAGUAACACUUCGCCCACAACACUUUCAGUAUCGUUUCACCCAGUUGCUAGUGCAUCUUCGACUAUCGCAGUAUCGGACAGUAACACUACGCCCAGAACACUUACAGCAUCGUUUCACCCAGUUGCUAGUGCAUCAUCGGCUGUUGCAAUAUUGGACAGUAACACUACGCCCACAACACUUACAGCAUCGUAUCACCCAGUUGCUAGUGCAUCUUCUACUGUCGCAAUAUUGGACGGUAAAACUACGCCCACAACACUUUCAACAUCGCUUCGCUCAGUGCACAGUGAAUCUUCGACGAUUGAUGACGUAACCAACGAUAGUCGCAGCGAUCAAGAAAUGAUAUGGCAAGGGUUCGCUUCGCGAUGCAUGAAGAAUAAAAGCCAACUGAAACAGUUUCAAAUUGAAGCAUUGUGGGCAUAUCAUUUGAAGAAAGACUGUAUUGUUAUACAAGCCACUGGAUCCGGGAAAUCAACUUGUUUCCAUAUCCCAGCCAUGAUGUUGAAAAGAAAUCAGAUUGGACUUAUCGUUGUUCCCACCGUUGCACUCGGAGAGGACCACAAGCAGACGCUGGAAGAACUGGGGAUACAGUCCGUAUUUCUUAAAGCAUCGUCCGACAGGAAGGAGUAUCAUGUUAUUCUCCAGCCUACAGAAGUUGUUUCUAAUCCGGAACAAGCAUCAAAACCAGCUGUGGUGAUAAUGCUCCCAGAAUUUCUUUUCGGGAAUGACAAUCACAAAGGCAUCAUCGAUCGUAUAGAUACCAACAGAGUCAAGUUUAUCACUCUAGACGAAGCUCAUUUGACGUUUGAAUGGGUGACGUUUCGGAAAUCGUUUGGAAAACUUCAAGACCUGAAAGAUACAUUUACUUGCCCAAUCAUGGCCUUGUCGGCAACUAUGAAACCAGAGCAUUUAUCUACAAUGUGUUCUGUCGUGUUACGGAACCCCGUCCUUUUAAAGGGAACGGUAGAACGCUCCAACGUUGACAUCCACAUUGUACCAUACCAUCACAGCUCCAAGAAGGAAACGAUUGAAGACGGUGUAGACGAUUGGUUUGCAACAGCUAACCAGAUAGUGGAGAUCAUCGGCGAAGAAAAAACAAUCGUGUACUGCUCAUUUGCUUCGGAAUGUGAAUUAUUGAAAUCCAACUUUCUUCAACUCGGAGUAAAGUGUGAAAAAUACACCGGAAAAACGACAAGUGCCAAAGAAAAGAUUGCCGUCUACAACAAAGUGAAAGUCGGCGACAUUCAACUUCUAGUUGCCACAAAGGCCUUUGGAAUGGGAAUAAACUUGCCAGACAUUAGACAUAUUUUUAAUGUCGGUUUGCCGGAAAAUCUAUCCCUGUGGCUACAAGAAUACGGCAGGACAGGUAGAGAUGGAAAUCAAGCUAAUGCUUACAUGUUAAUCAACGAACACAUAGACAUGAAGAGAUUUGUGUUUUGGAUAGGCGAAUCAAAAUCCGACGAGGACAAAUCCAAAAAAAAAGAAGAGUUGGUAGACGUUUUUCAAUACAUGUGCAAUGCAUAUGCCGGGAAAUGUCUGCGUACGUUUCAAAGCCAAUACUUUCGAGAUGAUGUUGUAGCCUCCAAAGUGUCUCGUUUUUAUUGUACUGGGUGCGAGAUAGUCGAAAAAUGUCCGCCAGAAAGCGUGAAAGAGCUGCAAAUGUUAUUGAAAGCAUUUACUUUCUUGAAGAGAAAAGGAAUCCUACAAGUUUUUGAAAACAGAAUUUCAAGCUGGCUCUACGGUGAUCACGAACGAUGGAUGAACAUGUAUUUUAAUCAAGGAGAAGCUGAGCAAGAGGCUACAUUUGGGUGUCUUUCUUCGCAAGCUAAAUGCAAAGCGGAGCAAGUAGUGAAAGUCCUAUUGCGUCAGGCCUUUGCCCUUGAAUACUUGUCCCUGAAAUUGGAAACACUACCUGGGAAGUUGUACAUACUGACCAGAACCUGGGCUAUCACGGAUUUCGGUGUUGAAAUUGGAAACCAAGAUCCACCUAACAUUCCGGAACCCAACAAAGUUUAUGCUUGUCUAAAAGGAGUAAAGCCUAAGCCUAUUGAUAUCGUCAAGAAUUCAAGUAAGAGGGCAAGAAAAAAAGAAGACAUUUGCAGCAAACUUGAGAUCCUACUGAAGGAUCCUUCAAAGUGGAGCAUUAUUGACAAUAGGGAGCAGUACACAUUUAUUGGAUUUUUUCAUGACACCUCCAAGCUUUUGUACGUGAACGAUGUCACGACCAUGAAGCAAUCUACAGGCAGAAAUUUGGAGUUCCUUUGGAAUGAUAACCAUUUGUCAAAGGGAUCGAGUUUCCCUAAGAAAACCAUCUGCAUUGGAGACAGGAAAUACAUCAUUUCAAGAGCCCCUUGUAAUGGGGUUAAGGUGUGUGAAGGCGAUGGUACAGAUGAAGAGUGUUUAACUGCUGUUUCCAACCGGAAACAUGAUAAUCCUUGCCUAAAUCAUCCGGGAGCAGCUCUUCGACACACAAGUGAAUGUAAAGGCUGCUUUAUCUACGUCACCCCAGACGACAAAACUUCAAAUGAAAGAUGGCUGGGUUUCAUGUCGACGGCCAAUGCUGCUGCGCAACACAACCAUCCAAUGCCAAUAGAAUCGAAAAUGGAUUCCAAAUUGAAAUUGGACAUAAAGAAGGCUUUGGAAGUUUAUCCAUCUGUUACACCUAAUGCAAUCAGCAAUGGUUUUGGACUGGGAUAUUCUCCCAUUGCUGCAUCAAAUGCCGCAGGAAACUCAAAAACCCUUUCCAACUACAUAUACAAGAACAAAAUCAAACAUGGCUCUGCAUCUGCAAGUGGCCAAAAUCUCAUAGAAAAUUUUGACAAGUAUAUCAAAAACAAAGUGGACAGCCAAGACACUAAGGCAUGUGUAGAUGAGGAACGUAACGCUCUAGUUCUAGAAAUGUCAUCCCCUUAUUCGAGGUUUGAGCCUUCAGAUUUUGAAGGAGAUUGUUUCUCGGUCUUUGCUACUCCGCAAAUGCUUAAUUUGUUGAAAGACGCGACAUUUGUGCAGGCGGACGUAACGUUUCCUGGCAUCCAGGGCUUUCCAUAUUUAAUGAAUAUGGUGGCCUUUAACUUCUUCACGAUGCAGUUCCAAGUUGUUGCGAGAGUAUUGAUGUCCCGCGUUACAACUACAGCCUACAAAACAGCAAUUUCGAAAAUACUACGGCUCGUCACCAACAUCCAUCCGGAGUUCGAGCACGGACAACACAUUAUUGGCUGGAUAUUGGAUUUCAGCCUGGCGCAACGAGAUGGGCUUGCUGCCAACCUGGGAGAAAAUGCUUGUGCAGUGAUCAGAGGGUGUGAAGUCCACUUCAAGCGAAAUGUUCAGAAAAUUUCUGACAAGGUGAAUUCCGACACUAUUUCCAAAUCCGUUUUCAAGAAAAUUGCUUACGUUAUUCCUAAUUUAACGACGGUGGAAGAAACUCAACUAGCGUUCGAUGUUUUGUGCGGCAAGUUGUCUUGCGAAGACGAAGACGUCAACAAUUUUCUGCUUAGUACCGUUAAACUAAGUAGUAUCGAUCUUCAAGAAGUAAAUACUUCCCAAUGGAAGAAUGCGUCUCAUUGGGCCGCCUGGUGGUCUAAACCCAAAGUCGCGAAAAUGUUUGCGAAAAGUUUUAAAGAAAUGAGCGAUGAAGAUUGGGCAAUUUGUCCAAGGACUACCAACGCCGUUGAAGCGCAAAACAAACUAUCGAAUUCAAGUCAUUCUUCACUCCUCAUAGUAGCACUGGAACAUUGGUACAGGGAAGACAAAAAGGCUUGUUUUAAAACGGUCUGUGCUUCUUUUGGAAUCACCACAGGAGUGACACCGGAAAAAAGAAAAACCAUGAACGAGAAAAAAAGACGAAAUCGGAUGAAAGUAAAGGUUACAGUGAUCAACGACUGUGACGAUGGUGAGCCACCAACCAGUACAGAAAAAUCCAAAAGUAAAAAUGAGGAAAGUACUCGUCAGAGUAAGCGUCUGAAAAAACGAAAUGAAGAAACCGAGAACGUUGGUGUAAAAGGCGUGAUGAUGCAAAUGAUUGCAAAAACCAUUUGGGUAAAGACAACAACGAAAAAAGGAGCUAAAACAAACCAACACGGUUGGUGUGAAGCGACAAUUGAGAGGAUUAACGACGAAGGAGAGUACGUUGCGAAUUACAAAAAAUGGAAAAAUAACUCAGUGAUCAUACGCGACCUUUCAGCAGACACAAUAAGAUUCAGUGAACCAGCAACUUAAGAAGAAACGAGCAGGAAGCUCUUCUUCACAUAGUUCUGCGUAGAUAACAUUUACGGCUACAGUUUAGUUUUCCUAAUUUUGAAAGACAAUUCAUUUGUUGAGUUGUAUAUGUGUGCUCACGUUUGUUUUCUUAUUUUUUUUGGAGGGAGGGGAAGUUUGUCAUCGAACGGCGUUGUUUUUAUUAAUAUGAUAAAUUGCUAUCAUAAGCAUAGCAGAAAACUCUUAUUCCCACAGUUCAGCUUUCUGCGUUUUCCUUGAAUUAAUUGACAAUUCACUUCUGGGAUUUCAGUUAUUCUUGUAUUUUAUUCUUUUUAAUUGGUGAUUGAAUAACUUUUUUCAUUGUUUUCUUUUGGUUUAAUUUGUUAGUGGCCUUUUUUUGCAUUGUUCUCUAUCAUGGUGGGUCGUUUGAACUCGGAAAUAAAUCAAUCUAGAAUUUUUAA